Suhomyces tanzawaensis NRRL Y-17324 is the source of this 222-nucleotide messenger RNA. It is a transcript of the gene STF2, whose product is annotated as Stf2p. The transcript has 2 exons. Bases 1 to 222 code for a protein of 73 amino acids. NCBI's taxonomy places the organism in Eukaryota, Fungi, Ascomycota, Pichiomycetes, Serinales, Debaryomycetaceae. The record is from RefSeq and is a predicted model, not a curated record.
AUGACCAGAACUAACAAAUGGACCGUCCACGAGAGAAAGAGCCAACCAAAGUGGUUCACUCACCAUGGCCCCAUCAACUCCGACCCCACCAAGGUCAAGAAAGGCGGUGCCGGCAAGAACAACUGGGGAACUCCAGGAGACGAAUUGGAUAGUGAUGACUACAACUUCUUUGGGGCUUCCAAGAGAAGAAACUCCAACCACAUGGAGAAUGAGGAACACUAA